This is a messenger RNA of Cyprinodon tularosa, 1597 nucleotides long. RefSeq names its product serum amyloid P-component-like. Bases 23 to 763 code for a protein of 246 amino acids. The transcript has 5 exons. The record is from RefSeq and is a predicted model, not a curated record. Lineage: Eukaryota; Metazoa; Chordata; Actinopteri; Cyprinodontiformes; Cyprinodontidae.
AAUUCCUCAGACAAUAACAAGAAUGAGGAAGAGACAUCAUUUUAAAACUCAAUGCUCCAGUUCAUUAAGACCACAAGGAACCAACCCCAGCUUUAAGAUGCCGUUUUUACUUCUUUUUAUGAUGCUGUCAGCCUGUGCUGCAAGUCCACAGGAUCUGUCAGGAAAGAUGUUUACGUUUCCACAAGAAACCAACACAGCUAGAGUCAUGCUGAAUACAUCGGCAGAUAAUCUGAGUGCUGUAACAGUCUGCUUAAGGUCCUUCACAGACCUCAGUAGACACCACAGCCUUUUUUCUCUCGCCACACCGUCUUCUGAUAAUGGCUUUCUGAUAUUCAAAGACAAUUCUGACAAAAUUUCUCUCUAUGUGGACAACAAAAAAGUAGAAUAUCUAGCCCUGGGCUAUGAGUUGAAUGUGUGGCACUCUAUUUGUUCCACAUGGGAUGUUGAAUCUGGAUUGGGUCAGAUGUGGCUCAAUGGAAAGUCUUCACCUAGGAAGUUUCUCGGUGGAUCACGGAUUAGUCAACCAAUUGUUAUCUUAGGACAGGAACAGGACAGUUAUGGUGGUAGCUUUGACACAGAGCAAUCCUUUAUUGGAAUGAUCUCCGAUGUCCACAUGUGGGACUAUGUUCUUUCACCCUGUGAGAUCCAGAGCUAUGUGGAUAAUCUGAAUUUCACUCCAGGGAACGUGUUAAACUGGAGAGCCCUUACAUUUGAUGUUAUUGGAAGGGUGCUGAUAGAAAACAGAAUUCUGACAUGCCACUAGAGCCACUUCCCCCCAAAAACUUCUGUUGAGACAAGUUUGACUUCUAAGGGGCAAUUGUUAUUUAGCUGUAAACAUAACUAGACAACUGUGUGCAAUAAAAGGGAAUGUAUUCAAUUAGAAGAAAUUUAUAAAGAACAAUAAGAAUUAUACAACUGCUUGAAUUCUUGCAACAUUGUAACAUGGCUUUCUUACAGUCUACGGUUGUUCCAAGCAGUUUACCCAUAAAUAAUCUUUUUCUUCUGUUGUUGAAAUUUAUGGCCUGUCUUUGUGUUUUUCUUUUUUUUUCUUUUUCUGAAUAUCCUUGGAAAGGAGAACAAUUGCAUUUUACAACCCCUAUCAAGUUAGAUACCUAUCCAAGCUGCUGGGUAACUGUGUUUUUUAAUAGGGGCUAAAUAUUUCAAAGUAGUUCAUCAUUUUAUAAGCAAUGUCUACUAAAUUUUGAACAGACUGUAACAUAUUAAAACUUCACAGUUUGUACACCUACUUAAACCUUAAUGCUAAAAAUAUAACCAUGCUUGAUUUUCCUUCAUGUUUAAAUAGUGUUUACAUGAAAGUAUUACAUGUUUAAAUAGUAAAUAAAUUUGUGAAUUUGGGUAAAGGAGCUAAAUGCUGAAGAAAUGUAUUUGCUUUUUAUUGUUGCCAGGGUCCUUGGCGUAUUAAAGUAAGCUUGGGGAAGAUAGUACUGGGACUCUUGUAGCUCCUCCUUUUAGUUCUGAAAGUAAAAAAAAUUAGCAUCAGCUUAAAAUUAAAAUUACAUAAGUGAAUCUUUGAUUAAAACCAACUGUGACUAGGUUUUUGGAACAAGAGAUUUAAUUAUCUUAAAUCUUCUUUGGA